AUGCAGAGCACCAUUUCCGGAAGCGAAGGAUUCACCGACUUGGAACAAAAGGAAGAGGCCUUCAAGAGACAACGGAAGUUGGCCAUGAGUAAUGUGGAGAUCAAAAGUUAUGCAAACGGACAUUUACAGCCUGGUUCCACACACUUCAAGAAACCUGUCCACGAACAUUUGCACAAGGGUGGUCCCGUCAAGCAAUUGACUGUGCCCAAGAAGAAGACUGCGGGUAGAAACAACACCGGUAAAAUCACUAUCAGAGGUAGAGGUGGAGGUCACAAGCAAAGAGUCAGAUUAGUGGAUACCCACAGACUCGUUCCAGGAAAGCAAACCGUGCUCAGAAUCGAGUACGACCCUAACAGAUCAGGCCAUAUUGCCUUAAUCAAGCAUUCCGAGACCGGAGACUUGUCAUACAUUUUAGCAGCAUCGGGAUUGAGAGAAGGCGAUGUUGUUGAGUCCUUCCGUUCUGGAUUGCCCCAAGAUUUCAUUCAAGAAAUGAAAGAAACCAAUAACGGUGAAAUUGAUGAUGCCUUAUUGACAUCCAGAAUCAUGCAAAGAGGUAACUGUUUGCCAUUGCAUAUGAUCCCAGUUGGUUCUAUUAUUCACAAUAUCGGAUUGCAUGCCGGAGGAAGGGGCCAGCUUGUCAGAGCAGCCGGUACUUUCGGAAGAUUGCUCUCCAAGCACGCAGACAAGAAUAAGGCCAUUGUCAAGUUGAGUUCUGGUGAACAGAGAUACGUCAACUUGGACUGCCAUGCAUCCUUAGGUGUCGUGUCCAACAAGGAAUACAAAUCGAUCUCCUGGGGUAAGGCUGGUAGAAGUCGUCACAGAGGUAGAAGACCAAUGGUGAGAGGUGUGGCCAUGAAUGCCUUUGACCAUCCACACGGUGGUGGUAGAGGUAAAUCCAAGUCCAACAAGGUUUCCCAGUCCAUGUGGGGUAUCAAGAAGUUUGCCAAGACCAGAAAGCACAAGCAUGUCAACAAGAUGAAGGUGAAGGAUAGAAGAGAGUGA
Suhomyces tanzawaensis NRRL Y-17324 is the source of this 1002-nucleotide messenger RNA. RefSeq names its product mitochondrial 54S ribosomal protein uL2m. Gene Ontology annotation, molecular function: transferase activity; structural constituent of ribosome; RNA binding. Gene Ontology annotation, cellular component: ribosome; large ribosomal subunit. Lineage: Eukaryota; Fungi; Ascomycota; Pichiomycetes; Serinales; Debaryomycetaceae. Gene Ontology annotation, biological process: cytoplasmic translation. The coding region runs from base 1 to 1002 and encodes 333 amino acids. The record is from RefSeq and is a predicted model, not a curated record. The transcript has a single exon.